UUUAAAUAACAAACAAAAAAAUCAAAAUAAAAAUCAAAACAAAACGUGAAUUCAAUCGUAAAAAAACCAAAAACAUAAAAACAAACCCGAGAUUUGAUGGCCAGAAAUAACCCGAAGUAGAAGGAGAUCCCGAUAUAAAUGAUGCAACGUUACGGCCAACUAAAAGAGUUGGCCAACUGUCGGCUACUGUCGGCGUCGAUCUCGACUGUUCAUCAGCUUAUGGCUAGUGGCCAGUUGUCGCCGUCGGAUGUCUGGUCAAAGUGUAUGCUAAGAGCCGUACAGACGAAACCGUUGAACGCAUUCGUAACGCUGACCACCGACAACGAUAUCGGCCGCCAAUCGGCGUAUUCAGCCGACGCCCGCUACACGAGUGGCCAACCGUUGGGCCGUUUGGACGGCAUUCCCAUUGCCGUCAAAGACAAUAUUUGUACGAAAAAUAUGUUGACAACGUGUGCGGCGAAAAUGUUGGCCAACUAUAGGCCGCCGUUCGAUGCGACAGUUGUCCGCCGAUUGGUGGACACCAGCGGUGCGCUGAUGUUAGGCAAGACUAAUAUGGAUGAGUUUGCUAUGGGUUCGGGUUGUGUGGACGGUGUGUUCGGGCCUACAGUUAAUCCCUGGAAAUCUCGACUGCCGUUCAAAGUAUGCGACAAACUGACCAACGAAUGGUCAGAAUUCAAUGGUUUGCCGCCGCCGACUGAUGACUGGUUUAUCAGUGGCGGCAGUUCUGGCGGCAGUGCCGUUGCUGUGGCCACUGGUUCGGUGUUUGCUGCACUGUCAUCGGAUACGGGCGGUUCGACUAGAAAUCCGGCGGCCAGAGUCGGUAUUGUUGGCUAUAAACCGACCUACGGUUUGGUCUCGCGAUUCGGUCUAAUACCGUUAACCCAUUCGCUGGACGUUAUCGGCAUUAUGGCCCGAUAUGUUGACGACGUAGCCAUCAUAUUGGCGGCUAUUGCCGGACACGAUUCGCUGGACUCGACUACUGUCGACAAGAAAAUCGAUAACACCGUUGUUAACGACUUGGAUCUGUCGACACUUACGAUCGGUAUACCCGAUGAAUAUCAGUGUACAGGUAUGUCGGACGAAGUAGUCGAUACGUGGCGAUCGGUAGCCGAUAGAUUGGCCAAUAUGGGCGCCCGAGUCAAGUCGGUAUCGUUACCGCAUACAAAGUACUCGAUAUCGUGCUAUUCGGUACUAAACUGUUGCGAAGUGGCCUCCAAUUUUGCCUGCUAUGAUGGCAUCGAGUUUGGCUAUCGAUCGGUGGCCGCGGCCGACGACAACAACAGUAGCGGUGGCCACCAAACAGUUGAAGAACAGUACUCGAAGACCAGACACGAAGCGUUCAGCGAUACAGUUAAGGGUCGGAUAUUUGCCGGCAAUUACUUUCUAUUGCGCGAAAACUAUGAAAACUAUUUCAACAGAGCUCUGAAAGUUCGGCGACUAAUUGCCGAAGAUUUUGAUCGUGUAUUUAGCAAACAAAACGUAGAUUUAUUGCUAACGCCGGUCACCCUAACCGAUGCUCCGCUAUACUCCCAGUGGAUCCAGAAAGACAAUCGCCAACAAGUAUCUAUCGAAGACUAUUGUACACAACCGGUCAAUAUGGUCGGACUGCCGGCUAUUAGUAUACCGUGUCGAUUGUCCAGCAAAUCGGGAUUACCGUUAAGUUUGCAACUAAUUGGCCGACGUUUUGACGACUAUUUUCUACUAUCAGUGGCCAAACAAUUGGAACAGUUGUUCAACUUUCCGCUCUUAGUCUACGACGACGACGACGACAAUGACAACAACCAUCAGACUAAAGAUGUUAUCAGUUGACAGACAAUUGAAAUCUAGAUUUUAAAAAAUAUAUAUAAUUAUAAUAAUAUUAUU
Messenger RNA from Oppia nitens, 1863 nucleotides. RefSeq names its product glutamyl-tRNA(Gln) amidotransferase subunit A, mitochondrial-like (gene GatA). The record is from RefSeq and is a predicted model, not a curated record. Gene Ontology annotation, biological process: glutaminyl-tRNAGln biosynthesis via transamidation; mitochondrial translation. Gene Ontology annotation, molecular function: glutaminyl-tRNA synthase (glutamine-hydrolyzing) activity. The transcript has a single exon. The coding region runs from base 139 to 1809 and encodes 556 amino acids. Gene Ontology annotation, cellular component: glutamyl-tRNA(Gln) amidotransferase complex; mitochondrion. Lineage: Eukaryota; Metazoa; Arthropoda; Arachnida; Sarcoptiformes; Oppiidae.